Camellia sinensis is the source of this 1849-nucleotide messenger RNA. Its product is annotated as transcription factor HHO3. Gene Ontology annotation, molecular function: DNA binding; DNA-binding transcription factor activity. Gene Ontology annotation, biological process: regulation of DNA-templated transcription. The record is from RefSeq and is a predicted model, not a curated record. Lineage: Eukaryota; Viridiplantae; Streptophyta; Magnoliopsida; Ericales; Theaceae.
UCUCUCUACCCCCUUAUCCUAUCCUACCCAUCAAAGAUUCAUUUUUUGUACGCGACGCCCCGACUUCGACCCUUCUCUCUCUCUUCUUCUCUUCCUCCCUCAUCCACCACCCUCCGAUCUCUUCCUUCCCAUGUCUUCUUCACCUCCAUCUCUCUCUCUCUCUCUCUCUAAAAUUAUACAUAUUUUUUAAUAUAUAUUUGCUUGUAUCCCAAGUUUAUUCCUUUUCCUGAUUCUACUUAGAUCCCUUAUUCUUCUCUCAACACUUUCCCUUUCUCCGGAUCUCUCUAUGCUCCUGACAAAAACACCUCUCUCUCAUCUCAAUUUCUUUCUUAUAAUAACUCUCCUCUCUUCUGAGAAAAAAAACUUCAAACUGAAAAUCAUUACAGACCAACCACAAUGAUCAGCGAUAGUCACAAUCACAAUCAACAUAAUAAUCAUGCAGAGAAAAUGCAGAAAUGUCAAGAAUAUAUUGAGGCUCUUCAAGAGGAGCAUCGUAAGAUUCAGGUGUUCCAGCGCGAGCUUCCUCUGUGUUUAGAGCUUGUGGCUCAAGCGAUUGAGGCUUGUAAGCAACAGUUGUCAGGGACAAGCACAGAGUGCUUUCAUGGCCAAUCUGAAUGUUCUGAGCAGACAUCAACUGAAGGCCCUGUUUUGGAGGAAUUUAUACCAAUUAAGAAGAAUUCAUUUUGUGAUUGUGAAGAUAAUAAUGAUGAUGAUGAUAAUGAACAACAAUCUCAAAAAUCAAAAAUCAAUAACAAUGAUGAUAAUAGGAGCAUUGACAAAUUAUCAAAGAAAUCUGACUGGCUUAGAUCUGUCCAGUUGUGGAAUCAUACCCCAGAUCCACCCACCAAACAGGAAUCACCAAGAAAGGUUUCAAUCAUGGAAGUGAAGAGAAAUGGAGGUGGUGCUUUUCAUCCAUUUAAGAAAGAAAACAAUGUUGGGACUAUCCUAACAAAAGAUCCUUCUGUUCCGGCCGCGGCGGCGAGCUCCACCGCAGAAAACGGUGGCGGUGAUGGUGGUGCUAGUGGUGGUGGAAAGAAAGAAGAGAAGGAAGGACAGUCUCAGAGGAAGGCUAGAAGGUGUUGGUCCCCUGAGUUGCAUAGGAGGUUUUUACAUGCUCUUCAACAGCUUGGUGGUUCUCAUGUCGCAACACCUAAGCAAAUUAGAGAGCUUAUGAAGGUUGAUGGGCUUACAAAUGAUGAAGUCAAGAGCCAUUUACAGAAAUACCGGCUGCAUUCAAGAAGAUCACCUACUCCUUCAAUUCACCAUAGCAAUAAUCAACAAGCUCCCCAGUUUGUGGUGGUGGGAGGAAUCUGGGUCCCGCCACCAGAAUACACGGCUGCGGUGGAAACAGCUGCUGCAUCAAAGGAAGCUUCCGGAGUUUCCAGCCCGAAUAGAAUCUAUGCACCAAUAGCUGCACCACCACAAAAGCAGAAGCAGCAGCAGCAGCAACAACAAAAGCAAUCAAAGCAAUUGCAUUCAGAUGGAAGGGCAAGCCAUAGUGAGGGUAGAGGUCAUUCUAGUUCCCCGGCUAGCUCAUCCUCCACGCAUACCACCACGGCCUCGUUGGCAUUAUAAUCUUUGUUGUGUGAAGAAGAUUGAUGUAGAAAUUUUGUAACAAAUCGUUCAAUGUUGUCUGUAAUCUUCAGGUAUUUGACAUAACAGUAGAGAGACAUCGACGUAGUGAAGUUUUUUUUUUUUUUUUAAUCUCAAAUUUUAAAGGUUUUGUGUUUUUGUUGUAACAUUUAGAGGAUGUUGGAUACAUUUGACAGUGACAAUUAAAUAUUGAAGUUGAAUAAUCCAAGCUAUGCUGGAUAUGAGAAUAAUAUACACAUAUAUUUUGUGAUUAAAA